UGGGCGGUGCUUCAGUUACAAAAAUGUCACAUCUUUUAUAUCAGCGAACUGGCUUGAUUGUUCAAUUAAGAAAGUUUAGUGGUGCAGUUGUACUACGAGAUGCAAAACCAUCUUCUGUGAACACUACAUCUGCUCAGAGAGAAAGUCCAUCUGUUUUUGGGCCACAAAUGCAUAAAUUAACAAAUUUUCAGAAGAGAGUACUAGUCUUUGCUAGAAGAUACCCUAGUAUGGCAGAUGUCCCUGACAAAGUAACUACGGAGGUCCUUACACAAUCUCAAAGUAAAGCAAGAAUUCGGGCAAGUAAUUUUCUAUUAGUUUUCACUGCAUUGGGGUGUAUCUUUAUGAUAUACAGUGGAAAAAAAGAAGCUGAACAAGGCGUCUCAUUAACGAAAAUCAAUCAAGAAUGGCAUAAGAAAAUUAAUGAAGAAUAUAAAAAGUCUUUAGAAACUCAGGGGAAUAAAUAAAAUUGCAGUAUGUCAAUGUUCUUAUAUAUAUAUAUAUAUACACACACAUAUAUGUAGUAAUUUCUUCAGUGAAAAUGGGGAAUUUAUGUGAUUUAUAAUAUUUAAUUGGUUGUAAAAAGAAGUAACAUAGAUGUGUUUCAGAUUAAUAUUUUUUUAGUAUGAGC
Molecule: messenger RNA, 628 nt
Organism: Cephus cinctus (wheat stem sawfly)
Lineage: Eukaryota; Metazoa; Arthropoda; Insecta; Hymenoptera; Cephidae
Product: UPF0389 protein CG9231
Exons: 4
Coding region: 24-464 (146 amino acids)
Source: RefSeq, a predicted model, not a curated record